Nezara viridula (southern green stink bug) is the source of this 1703-nucleotide messenger RNA. NCBI's taxonomy places the organism in Eukaryota, Metazoa, Arthropoda, Insecta, Hemiptera, Pentatomidae. The record is from the annotation of a GenBank genome assembly.
AACUUGAACAGUCUGUGAGGUGAGCCCGAUCGAAAUGGGGAUAAAGAAUGGACUCAGCCGAAUUCCUACAUUUUUCGGAUCCCUCACUGCUGAGCCCGUCGGUUAUCUUUACUAUUUCGCCUAUGGCGUCUAUACUCUCGGCGCUCAGAAAAUCCUGGAGCAGAAAACGUGCUUCCCGGACGCAGAACCAGGGCUUGAUGUCUACUGCAGGAACGACACCCUCCGUUCCGAUGCAUCAGACAUGAUCACUUUGAGAAGUGUAUUAAGAGAAGCUUUACCACCAUUUGUGUUGGUGGUAGCAGGUGCCUGGAGGGAUUGGACUGGACUUGCAUUUCCUCUUCUUGCCCUUAGUAUAUCUGGAUUAAUUCUGGCAGCUAGUGUAUCACUUAUAUCAGCCUAUAUAUGGCAAAUGUCACCACUACUGACUGCUGUUCUUGAAUCUUUAUUUGCUGGAAUUGGCGGUGGUUGGCAGCUAUUCCAUUUGAGCGUUUUCUGUUAUUUAAGUAACCGUACUUCAUCACAAGAAAGGACAGCCAGGUUUACUUGGCUUAUGGUCGCAAUGACAGCUGGAACGCUCACUGGUAAUUAUGUGUCAGGAACUUUGCUUAAAGCUUUGAAUUAUAGAUGGUUCUUCAUAUUUAUCAUUGCUGUUAAAAUAACAGCUAUUACAAUGGGCUACAUUUUUUUGAAAGAGAAAAGAAGACCACCACCAGAAGGAAAAAGUUUUUUAAAUCUUAAAAAGUUCUUGGUACCAUUUAACACAAGAAGUUAUUGUGUAGUGAAUUGGAUUAUGAUUUUGAACAGCUGGUUGCUGUAUUGUGCAUCUGUAGCUGAAGGAAGCGUUAGAUUAUUAUUUGCAGAAAAACAGUUUCCAAAUGAUAUGAAUGUGACUAACUUUGGUUAUUAUAUGGCAUACUGCAUUGCAAUACACUUUUUAGGUUUGCUUUUAUAUCCACCUUUACUGAUAAAAUGGUUAAAAAUGAGUGAUUUUACUGUCACUAUUAUAAGCUUAAUACUUUAUACAAUUUCAUACACUGGGAUUGGCUUAUCUGAAAAUAUUGUUGAGCUGUAUUUAUUUUCUACCUUGAAUCCCAUGAAGAAUGGGCUUAUUAUUCUUCAUAGAUCAAUUCUCACAAAAUGUGUGUGUGAUAGCGACUUAGGAAUAUAUAGCAGUUUUAUUGGAGUUGGUGAAGGAUUUAUUCCUUUGGGAACCCUUUUUUUGUACAAUUAUAUAUUUAAAAAAACAAUUGGAACCUGGCCUGGUGCUUAUCACUUGGUAUCUACUACAUUAGGUCUUGUAAUGUUAGUAAAUAUGUGCAUUGCUACAUUUCUGUAUAAGCGCCAGUGUUGCAAAGAAGGAGAUUGUAAUAAGGGCUGCAAAUGUUCCAAAGCACAUCAGGAAGAUCAAGUUUUUAGUGAAGCUGUAAAGAUUCAACCAGAACUUUAACAUUCUUUAGGAUGAUUUUGACUAAAUAUUUAAUGUUGAAAUAAUAAUUUCAUUACCUUAAAGUUAUCUCUUAAAAUUUAAUUUAUUUUCUGAAUACUCAUAAUUAUUAUUAAUUAAAACAUUUGAUAUAAAUUAUCAGUUCAUUCCUAGAACAGAAAUAAGGUAAAUUUUUAACAAAAUAAAUAUUUUGUCAUCUAUUAGCAGUAUAAAUCGGAACAUGAAUUAUAAUAUUUCCAGUUACUUCUGCUGUAAAUAA